This is a messenger RNA of Trichoderma gamsii, 1044 nucleotides long. RefSeq lists its product as hypothetical. The record is from RefSeq and is a predicted model, not a curated record. Gene Ontology annotation, biological process: biosynthetic process; amino acid metabolic process. Lineage: Eukaryota; Fungi; Ascomycota; Sordariomycetes; Hypocreales; Hypocreaceae. Gene Ontology annotation, molecular function: L-aspartate:2-oxoglutarate transaminase activity; pyridoxal phosphate binding. The coding region runs from base 1 to 1044 and encodes 347 amino acids. The transcript has 4 exons.
AUGUUUUUCGAGUCAAUCCAGCCUGGGGUUCCAGACCACAUGUACGACUUAAAAAAGAAAGCUGACAAUGACUUAUCUCCGUCAAAAGCUGACCUUGGUAUCGGCAUCUACCGCAAUGAGCAGGGUGCUUACCAAGAGCUCCAAUGCGUCAAAGAAUACGAGCUGACAACAGGGAAUCCUGGGUAUCUCGAAGAAGCGUCCGGUGUAAUUUUUGGCCAGGGCGGCAUCUCGUCAGCCAAGGUGAAUUGCCAUCGUCGCACGUCCUUGAGAGCAUCCAAUCUAACCAAGUGGCCUUCCCAGAUAGCCUCUGUUCAGACAAUCUCCGGAACUGGAGCGGUUCAUCUCGCCGCCCUAUUCAUUUCUCGGUGCAUAUCUCCCCAUAUCAAGGUGUUCGUUGGUGUUCCAACAUGGGGCAACUACAAGCCUGCCCUUGACCUCGUCGGUCUCCAGACUAUAGAGUAUCGUCAUUACAAUCCCUCGACUCGUUCAUACGAUCACAAUUCGACCAUGAUAGCCAUUGAAGAAGCGCCUGCAGGCAGUGUCUUCAUCUUCCAAGGGUGCUGCCACAAUCCAACUGGUGCCGAUCCGACCCCUGAACAGUGGUCCGAGAUUGUAGAAGCCCUCAAGGUCGGGAGUCAUCUCCCCUUGUUCGACCUCGCGUACCAGGGCCUCGGCCAAGGGCUAGACGAAGAUGCCUACGCAGCCCGUCUUUGCGCCAGACGAGGACUUGAGUCACUUGUAUGCCAGUCCUUUUCCAAGAACUUUGCCCUCUAUGGCGAGCGGUGCGGCACUCUUCAUGUUGUCUGUAACGACAGCAGGGCGGCAGCAAACGUGCACGACCAAAUGCGCUGCCUCAUCCGCUGGGAGAUCUCGUCCACCCCAGCAUACGGAUCGCGCCUCAUCAAAUUUGUCUUGCAGGAUGACCACUUGAAAGCUGACUGGAAAGCUGAGCUCUCGGCGAUGAGGGAGAGACUUGCAAGUCUCAGGCUGCAGCUGUUCGAACAGCUCACGAAGAUUCUCCAUAAGAACGCAGACGCCCGGUGA